Messenger RNA from Oreochromis aureus, 2566 nucleotides. RefSeq names its product extracellular calcium-sensing receptor-like. Gene Ontology annotation, cellular component: membrane. The record is from RefSeq and is a predicted model, not a curated record. Bases 1 to 2295 code for a protein of 764 amino acids. The transcript has 12 exons. Gene Ontology annotation, molecular function: G protein-coupled receptor activity. Lineage: Eukaryota; Metazoa; Chordata; Actinopteri; Cichliformes; Cichlidae. Gene Ontology annotation, biological process: G protein-coupled receptor signaling pathway.
AUGAUGACUAUGAUUUUCGCUGUGGAUGAAAUUAAUCAUAAUUCAAGCCUAUUACCAGGUGUUAAACUAGGCUACAGAAUUAUGGACAGCUGUGACCAUGUCCACACCAGUCUGGAAGCACUUUUUUCCUUAAUCAGUUACUCCAAAACUGUGAAAAAAACAGCAGAAACUGAAAACAGCAGAAUUCAAAUGGAGGGAUGUCUGAAUUAUUCUCCGGUGCCUGCUGUGAUUGGUCUUGCAUCAUCCACCCCUACAAGAGCUGUAGCUCACACGCUUGGCCCUUUCAACAUACCACUGGUGAGUUAUUUUGCCACUUGUAGCUGUCUUACUGACAAGCAUUUGUACCCAUCAUUUUUGAGAACUGUGCCAAGUGAUCUCUUUCAAGUUAGAGGUCUUGUAAAGCUUGUCACUUACUUUGGCUGGUUCUGGGUGGGCACAAUAGGAGCUACGGACGAUUACAGUCUUUAUGGUAUCCAAGCAUUCUCUAUUCAGUUUGGACAACAAGGUGGGUGUGCGGCAUUUCAUCUCACAAUCCCAACAUCACCCACAGUGGCUGAGAUACAAAAAAUGGCAGACAAACUCCAGAGGUCAACCGCUCGGGUUGUGGUGGUGUUUGCCAAAGAAGUAAAUUUGCUAGAUUUGUUUUUAGAAGGAACACUGGGUUUCUCCUUCCCUGGAGUCAGCAUCCCUGGCUUGGAAGAGUUUCUUCUGAAUGUCCGACCAUCCCCCAAGCCAGGGAUGGAGCUUGUCAAUAUGUUCUGGGAAGAAUAUUUUGGUUGUAAGCUAGAGUUUGAAAGAGACAGAAUUGAUAAAAAUAAUGAAAGUGCUGUGAAAAAAACUGUAUGCACAGGAUCAGAGGAUCUCAGUUACAUGGAUAGCAGUUAUAGUGAUGUAUCUCAGGUCCGAAUAUCCUAUAAUGUGUAUAAAGCUGUGUAUGCCGUUGCCCAUGCUCUGCACACUUUCUUAAACUGUAAUUCAACAGGACCUAGCGGGGGAUUGUGUGAGAUGCACAGCUCAUUUACAAAUGGUCAGUUUCUUCAAUAUCUGAAAAUGGUGAAUUUCACCAACCAGUUUGAUGAGAAAGUAUAUUUCGACUCCAAUGGAGAGCCAGUCCCUCUCUAUGACAUCAUUAAUUGGCAGAAGGACAGCAAAAAUGAAAUUAGUUUUGUCAAGGUAGGAAGUUAUGAUGGUUCAGCUCAGCAAGGACAACAGCUCCAGAUAUUGAAGAACACUAUAGUGUGGACAACAAGACAGUCACAGGUUCCUGUAUCUCAGUGUAGUGCUCCAUGUCGCCCUGGCAGCAGGCAGGCCACACGCCAAGGAGAGCCCAAAUGCUGCUUUGAUUGCUUGCCCUGUGCAGAUGGAGAGAUCAGCAACCAGACCGGUUCCACUGAAUGUAUCAAAUGUCCUGAAUACUACUGGUCAGACAAAGACAAGGUGAAAUGUGUUGCAGGGGAAGAAGAGUUCCUCUCUUUCUAUGAUGCCAUGGGUAUCAUCCUGGUUGCACUCACUCUGCUGGGAUUCAUUCUGACAUCCAUUGUCACCAUUCUGUUUCACAGUUUUCGCUAUACACCCAUUGUCAAGGCCAACAACUCAGAAAUAAGUUUCUUGCUUCUCCUGUCACUCAAGCUCUGUUUCCUGUGUUCUCUGGUGUUCAUUGGUCAGCCGUCUUGGUGGACAUGUAGGCUCCGCCAGGCAGCAUUUGGGAUCAGCUUUGUCCUGUGUUUGUCCUGCCUCCUUGUUAAGACCAUUGUGGUCCUCCUGGCUUUCCAAACUAAUAACCCUGGUUCCAGGGGUCGGAUGCUGUUUGGUACAUCCCAGCAGAGAAUUUUGAUCUUGUGCACUACAGCUCCUCAGAUUUUUCUCUCUACUGGCUGGGUGUUGGGUGCACCUCCAUUUCCAUUUAGGAAUUCAAACUACCAAGGUAUAACUGGAAAAAUUGUUGUGGAGUGUAAAGAGCCAUGGCCUCCUGGAUUCUACCUGCUCCUUGGUUACAUUGGCCUCCUGGCCUUUGUCUGUCUUCUCCUGGCAUUCUUUGGAAGAAAGCUACCGGACACAUUCAACGAAGCGAAGUUCAUCACCUUCAGCAUGCUGAUUUUCUGGGCUGUGUGGAUUUCUUUUAUUCCAGCUUAUGUCAGCUCUCCUGCGAAAUUUUCUGUGGCAGUGGAAAUAUUUGCUAUCUUAGCAUCCAGUUUUGGAUUGUUACUAUGUAUUUUUAUUCCCAAAUGUUACAUUAUUUUACUGCACCCUGAGAGGAAUAUUAAGAAAGGCAUGACUGGGAAAUAUCAAAGAUGAACAUUUAUAUUCUCAGUGUUUGUGAGAGUAAACAAUUUAUACAGUUAUCAUAUUUUAAUGUGAUAAAAAUAAAAUGCCACAUGAUCAUUACAUUAUUGUUAAAAGCUUUUACUUUCCAACAUAACCUUGAUUUCACCAUUUACUCUGUCCUUUAGGGAGCAUUGUCUAAACGUUAGACAAACUGAACAGGGGGGUUAAGCCACCAUAGAGAAACCUUUUUUUAAAACAUUUGAAACCAGAUUAAUUGUGCAAUUUAGUUAUUGUAUUAUGA